UGCAGUGACACAAGAGCUAACAUCAGGUACAUGGAUACAUACAUUUCAUUUCAAGAAAAUACACAACAUGCACUGUACUUUAUCACUUUACUUGUAAAAUUCCAAUAGAUGUCUAAACUUUUAUAUGGAAAAUGACAAAGCAGACUGACGCCCAUAGCAGGAUGUUGAGAAUCUACAGUAUGACUAUAGGAACAUCGUUUAUUAUUUAUUAGCAUUUGUGUAUUUAUAUUCUCAUUUAUUAAACUGAGCUGAAUAUAAUAUAGUAUAAAAACAGGACCAGUCAGUAGUGUUUUAGAUGGUGAUUACCUUAUAGUGGAUGCAAGGAAAUGGAAGUUAGGAAAUGGUAUGUGUUCUCAGGAAAGCAGGAAACUGCUCAUACAUAAAAGCUUUUGUGGCAGUUGGUUGAGAAAGAAAAUGCUUAAAAAAAAAAAAAACAACAACAUUUUGACAGAGCCCAGAGAGUAGUGACAGUACAAGCCAUGGCACACUGUCACCAAACCAAGAAGGAACUUGUUUUGAAAUAAAAACUUCACAGAUGUAACUGACAACAGGGCAGUCAGUGCUGGUAAAUGCUCAAUAUUGCAUUCAAAACCAUAUAAAAAAGCAUUGUUCUCAACUAGUCAUAGUAGUAGUUUACUGUACUACUGGUAAUAGUAAACUGUAACUGUAGAGAGUUAUGAAUAAUAAGCAAGUGGUGUGAUUAGGCAAUGAUAGUUUAUUGUGUGGAUUGUGUUAUACAGAUAAGAUAAAAAGAGCAAACUUUUUAUCUCGUUGCUUAUUGAAAUUUUUGAAAGAAUUCAUUCACAAGUCUAUCACACUGUUAACUUCAUAAAUACUUUACAUCUUGCACAUUUGUGCAGUUUCUGUAGUAAUGGUGUUAACGAGCACCAGCUAGAAGCCUUGAUCACACCACAGAUUUCAUUUACGCUAAAGAAACGUGGUUUGUAGGGCAACGCUUUGUGAAAGCAGUACUUUGCCUCAAAGACAGGAUGCAAUCCCUGUGUUGGUUGCUUGAAUGCAAUUGUUGUUGCAGUGCAGAGGAAGGAAAUUAUCAGGAGUUUCCUUUAAAAGAGGAAAGUGCCCCUUUCCUUUCUGGAGAACAAAACAUUUCUGUAGUGAAAGAGGGACACAGGAGAAGAAAGAGUUGGAACAGUCGUGCAAAUCGUCUCUCUUGGUCAUAUAUUUUAGAAAAUAAUUCCACCAUUUGAGUGCUGAGGAGUAAUAUUUAGAAUCGUUUUUUCUCAGAGGAGGAUGUCUGUGUCGGGGAAGAAGGAAUUUGACGUGAAACAGAUCCUCAGGCUCCGCUGGCGCUGGUUCAGCCAUUCAUCCCAAGGUUCAGCCGGCGGUGGCGGUGGUGGCGGUGUGGGAGGCUACAUCCAGCAGGACGGCCUGGACCACAGAGGAACGCCUGUCCAGGGACGCCUUAAGAGCCACUCACGGGAAAGAGGCGUUGGAGGACUACGGAAGACCAACAGCCCAGUCCACAGUAUCUUGGCACCAACGCCAGGGCCCACACCUGUCUAUGUCAGAGCGGGUCAUCAAUCAUGGCAUCAUCAGCAGAACACUAUCCAAGGUCUCCAGGUCAACGAGGAAUCUUCAAAGAGCAGUUCCUCUCCCAGCACCACAAGGAAGGAGGAGACAAACACUGGCCAAGAAGAUGUGAAGAGCAGUACAGAAGAACCUGCAGAGGUGGAGGCCAGAGAGAGGUUGGUUCUGAGCACCUUCUCCAGAAUGAACACCAACUCCUCUGAUGAAUUUUUCCAGGCCACAAAUCAUGCAGAACAGACGUUCCGUAAAAUGGAGACCUACCUCCAGCAUAAGCAGCUGUGUGAUGUCCUCUUGAUAGCAGGGGAUCACAAGAUACCAGCUCACAGACUGGUCCUGAGUGCUGUGUCAGACUACUUUGCUGCCAUGUUCACCAGUGAUGUGAGAGAGGCGAAGCAAGAAGAGAUCAAGAUGGAGGGAGUGGAUCCAGAGGCUCUCAGAUCCCUGGUUCAUUUUGCCUACACUGGUGUCCUUGAGCUGAAAGAGGAAACCAUUGAGAGUUUAUUGGCGGCAGCUUGCCUCCUCCAGCUUUCACAAGUCAUCCAGGUUUGCUGUAACUUCCUCAUGAAGCAGCUUCAUCCAUCCAAUUGCCUGGGAAUACGCUCCUUUGCAGACGCCCAGGGCUGCGUGGAUCUGCUCAAUGUGGCUCAUAACUACACCAUGGAACACUUCCUAGAGGUCAUUCAGAACCAGGAGUUCCUGCUGCUCCCCACGGCUGAGAUUGUUAAGCUGCUCUCCAGCGAUGACAUCAACGUUCCUGAUGAAGAAACGAUCUUCCAGGCUUUGAUGAUGUGGGUGAGAUAUGACGUCCAGCAUCGACAACAGGACCUUGGGGUGCUUCUGUCUUACAUCCGCCUGCCUCUUCUUCCUCCACAGCUCCUUGCAGACCUGGAAAACAACAAGAUGUUCUCUGAUGAUCUGGAAUGUCAAAAGCUGCUGAUGGAGGCCAUGAAGUACCAUCUCCUGCCUGAACGACGUCCCAUGUUUCAGAGUCCAAGAACAAAACCUCGAAAGUCCACUGUGGGAGCGCUUUAUGCUGUAGGAGGGAUGGAUGCGACCAAAGGCUCGACCACCAUAGAGAAGUAUGACCUGCGGACGAACACUUGGGUCCAGGUUGGAGUCAUGAACGGACGCCGCCUGCAGUUUGGUGUGGCAGUGAUCGACAACAAGCUGUAUGUGGUCGGAGGGAGAGACGGUCUCAAAACGUCCAACAUGGUGGAGUGUUACAAUCCCAUCAGCAAAGUGUGGUCCACCAUGCCCCCGAUGUCAACACACAGGCAUGGACUCGGUAUUGCUGUGCUGGAGGGCCCCAUGUAUGCAGUGGGAGGCCAUGAUGGCUGGAGUUAUCUCAACACAGUGGAGCGCUGGGACCCACAGGCCAGACAGUGGAACUAUGUGGCCAGCAUGUCAACACCACGGAGCACCAUGGGAGUCACAGCCCUCAAUGGAAAACUGUUUGCUGUCGGUGGCAGAGAUGGCAGCUCUUGUCUGAGGUCGAUGGAGUGCUUUGAUCCGCACACCAACAAGUGGAGCAUGUGUGCCCCCAUGGCCAAGAGGCGAGGAGGAGUGGGAGUAGCGACGUAUAACAACUUCCUGUAUGCUGUGGGCGGACACGAUGCCCCUGCCUCCAACCACUGUUCCAGACUCUCCGAUUGUGUUGAGAGGUAUGAUCCAAAGACGGACACGUGGACCACGGUGUCCUCCCUCAGCGUUCCCCGGGAUGCCGUGGGUGUUUGCUUGCUGGGUGACAGGCUUUAUGCAGUGGGUGGAUAUGACGGCCAAUCAUAUCUGAGCACUGUCGAGUCCUACGAUGCACUGAACAAUGAGUGGACCGAGGAGGUCCCUCUCAACAUUGGCAGGGCAGGCGCCUGCGUGGUGGUGGUGAAAUUGCCUUGAGCAUUUUGUCUCACAACAGCAUGGGAAACAAAUGAGAGAGCAACGAAGAAGAGUGGACAAACAAAACAACAGAUCAAGGACACAUCCACUGAGAGUCGUGUUUUUUUUUUUUCCCUUUAACUCAGCUCUCCAGAUUUUUCAGAGGGAAACACAGACAGAGCCUUGCCCAUAAACCAUUGUUUCUAUCAUUAGUGGACAUGUCUGCCCACUGGGGAGGACUUGUUCAGAAACUGGAAUGCACCGCACAUUCUCAACAUUCUUAACCGAUCAAGAAUUUUCAUAGACUUGGCAAAGCUGUAGCAAAUCAGUGCUGAGCCUUUGUUGUACUGGUUUGUUAUAGUAGUUUUCUGAAAAGUUGUUUGAAUGUCUGCAAGAUUAUAUGUAAACGUAAAGCAUUUUAAAUAAAAAAGCCGACCUCCGA
Molecule: messenger RNA, 3862 nt
Organism: Amphiprion ocellaris (clown anemonefish)
Lineage: Eukaryota; Metazoa; Chordata; Actinopteri; Pomacentridae
Gene: klhl4
Product: kelch-like family member 4
Exons: 12
Coding region: 1252-3441 (729 amino acids)
Molecular function (GO): protein binding
Source: RefSeq, a predicted model, not a curated record